UCCUUAACUGAAGUGAAUGAGGUGCUCAGGCGGCGUCUGGCUGUUAGCGGUGUGUAAACCGGUGUGUGUGUGUGUGUGUGUGUGAGUGUGUGUGUGUGAGUCCCUGCACUGCGGCUCUCUCUCCGCUCCUCUUCCUCGUCAUGCUCACGCGGGUGCGCUCCGCUGUCUCCACCAUCAUCGGCGGUAUGAUGGCCUCUGGCGCGAGCGCCGCUGAGCCCCGCGCGGACCUGCCGCUGCGCUUCUCUUACUGCAGGCCGGACUUCCUCGGCCUCAGUCCAGACGAGGUGGAGUGUUCAGCUGACCACAUCGCGCGACCCAUCCUCAUCGUGAAGGAGACCAGCCGCCUGCCCUGGUCCACCGGAUACGCCGAGGUGAUUAAUGCUGGUAAGAGUGCUCUGAAUGAAGAUCAGGCCUGUUGUGAGGUGGUGGAGCUGAGAAGACGACCUGCAGACCCGUCCAGCCCAAACUACACUCCAACCCCCAGGAGGCGCUCUUCACUGCCCAGCAGAGAAGCUCUGGAAGUCAGGGAGAACUCGCUCACAAGUCUGGAAAACACUGAAGAGGAGGUCAUGUACUUCCACUACUGGGCUCUGUUUGAUGGACAUGCAGGUUCGGGUGCUGCAGUCUUUGCCUCUAAGUUUCUACACCUGCACAUUGAGGAGCAGCUUCAGAGUGUGCUGGAGAUCCUGCAGAAGCCUUCCCUCCAGCCCCCCACCUGCCUGGGUGAGGAGAACAGCCUCCAUCUGCACCCCUCUGGAGGGUCGUCUCAGCGAGCUCUGUCCAGGGCGGCCUCGUUGCGGGGGGCCGCGGGGGCUCCAGGCUCUCCAAACACCGUGGCUCCACGCUUCUUCAUGGAGAAGAAGGUGAAGCAGGAGAGCCUUGUGAUCGGAGCAAUCGAGAAUGCAUUCAAAGAGAUGGACAAACACAUCGGCAGAGAGAAGAAUGUGUAUGAUAUCUCCGGAGGCUGUACAGCUUUGGCAGCUGUUUGUUUGUUGGGAAAGCUUUUUGUGGCCAAUGCAGGGGACAGCAGGGCCAUUAUUCUGCGCGGAGGAGAGAUCAUUCCCAUGUCAAGUGCCUUCACUCCAGAGUCAGAGAGACAGAGACUUCAGUGUUUGGCUUACAUGCAGCCCCACUUGUUAGGGAAUGAGUUCACCCACUUGGAGUUCCCUAGAACAGUUUGCAAGAAGGAGGUGGGGAAGAGAAUCUUAUACAGAGACUACAGCAUGAAGGGCUGGGCAUAUAAAACUGUUCAGGAGGAUGACAUGAAGUUUCCUCUGGUGUUUGGAGAGGGGAAGAAGGCACGAGUGAUGGCCACCAUUGGUGUUACAAGGGGGUUUGGUGACCACGAUCUAAAGGUUCAUGGCACGGACAUCUCCAUCAAACCUUUUCUCUCCAGCUGCCCAGAGGUGAAAGUGUACAACUUGGAGCAGUUUGAGCAUGGAGCUGAUGAUGUCAUGGUUAUGGCAACAGAUGGAUUAUGGGAUGUUCUCUCCAACCAGGAAGUAGCUGAGGCAGUCACUAGUUUCCUUGGAAACUGUGACCCUGACGACCAUCACAGGUAUACUAUGGCAGCCCAAGACUUGGUGAUGAAAGCCAGAGGGGUGCUGAGUGACCGAGGCUGGAGGAUAGCCAAUGAUGGACUGGGCUCUGGUGAUGACAUAUCUGUUUACAUCAUUCCUCUAAUGUUUGGAAACAGACCACCACAGCCAAGGUGACCAAUGGAGAGCCAAGGAACAGUGAUGGAGGAGGCAAAGAGCUCCCCUGACUCAUCAUCAUAGAGCCGUUCAGAAUGGCCUUCGCUGGCCCUAAGGCUUUGAAGAUAUAGAACAAUCACAAGAGCUGUCUUAAGACUUCUGACUCCUCACUGGAGGUCACAGUAGAUUAAACAUAAAUUUAAAGUUUGACAAACUGUAGGACUUCAUAUGUCAGUGUUCUACAAUUGCUACUCAACAACCAGUUCCUAAUAUAUAGUUCAAAAGCUACUGCUCACAGCCUGGCUGUGCUGAAGUCUUCCUAUUGCCUUCUGUUUAUUUAUUCUCUUAACAUAUGAUUUUGUCUCUUUCCUCUUGUCCAUUCUGUGAAUGGAACACAAAGGGAAACUACUGGGUUUUGGAUAACUAGGUUUACAGAGAAUACAGAGAGGUGUAAAUACAUUUAGAGAUCUAUCUGGGGGAAAAAAAAAUCAACUUCCAGUCCAUGGCGUGUGCUCUCUCACAUGCUCUGAGGGUCCAUAUUUCAGUGUGGGUGUUUUCCAACAGCACAAAGCUGAAGAGCCUUUUUAUACACAUGGUGUAGGAAUUGUGGCUGAGGAUGCGAGACUAAAACACUUUUCUUUUUUGGUCACUUAUUGAUGUAAAUGUCCCAUGCAAGAUGUGAAAAACAGUGCAGCUUUAAUUUGAUUUAUUGAAAUUAUUUAUUUAAUUUUUUUUUUUUUUACAUCUU
Molecule: messenger RNA, 2442 nt
Organism: Colossoma macropomum (tambaqui)
Lineage: Eukaryota; Metazoa; Chordata; Actinopteri; Characiformes; Serrasalmidae
Gene: ppm1h
Product: protein phosphatase, Mg2+/Mn2+ dependent, 1H
Exons: 10
Coding region: 141-1715 (524 amino acids)
Biological process (GO): protein dephosphorylation
Molecular function (GO): protein serine/threonine phosphatase activity
Source: RefSeq, a predicted model, not a curated record